Molecule: messenger RNA, 1332 nt
Organism: Miniopterus natalensis
Lineage: Eukaryota; Metazoa; Chordata; Mammalia; Chiroptera; Miniopteridae
Source: RefSeq, a predicted model, not a curated record
CGGCUGUACCCCAGUUACUGUUUCGGAAGCGCUUGGCUCCCGCCCUCGGGCGCGUGGGCACGGCCCUCCCGGCGCGCGGUGAUGGCCUUUCCCGUGUCCAGGACCCUCCGGCGCGUCCCGGGGGCGCUGCGGGACAAGGUCGCCCCCGACGAGGCCGUCCGGGGGGCGCUGCUGGACGCCUUCCGGGCGCUGUUCAUGAACGACCUCGGGAAGCAGGCGCGUGUCCUGACUGUGCUUCCAGACGCUGUGCAGUCGAAAUACCAGGACCUCCUGUCGGCUCAGCACCCACGGGCGAACCUCCAGGACAGACGCCGGCGGCAAAGCAUCUUUAAACCAGAAGAAAUUCUCUGUAAGACUCUGGGUUUCAGCGUCGCCCGAGCGCCCAGCUCGUUGGUUUCCGCCGGGAGAGGCGUCUUCAUUACCCAAGGACGGGCGCCCAGAGGCGCGGUCGUGGCCAUGUAUCCUGGUACAGUGUAUCAGAAAUAUGAGCCAAUCUUUUUCCAGUCUAUUGGAAACCCGUUUAUUUUCAGAUGCUUGGAUGGCAUACUCAUUGAUGGAAAUGACAAGGGAAUCUCGAAACUCGUGUACAGAUCUUGCAGCGGAAGGGAUCGGCUUGGCCCUUUAAAAAUGAGUGAUAGCACGUGGCUGACAUCAGAGAUGCAGAAUCCGCUGGCUGUAGGACAGUAUGUCAACAAUUGUUCCAAUGCGACGUGCUCGCUCCUAGACAGACCAGCUAACGUCUGCUAUCAGGAGUGGGACGUGCCUGCAGUCUUCCCUGUGGAGCUGAAGCAGUACCUUCCAAACACUGCCUACGGCUGCGACCAGCACAGCCCACUCCGAUGUGUGGUUCUCGUCGCGCUCAGGGACAUCGAACAAGGAGAGGAGCUUUUUUCAAACUACUACACAAUUGUCAGCUGACUGAACGAGGAACUGGGUUUUCUGCUCGACUGUUGUUAACGUUAGUGCUUCUGUUCACCAUUUCUCUGAGUCCCACCUGUACAACUCGGGCUUUGAGAUCUAAUCAGGGUGGGGAUUUUUUAUUUCUAUUGAUACUUUAUGUUUCGAUUCCAUGAUAAAAACUAUUUGCUUCAUUACAGUUUCAAAUUUACAAUACAAUUCCAAUUUUAUUUCGUUUCCCUGCACAGUAGCUUAUUAAAUUAAAACCUGCCACCUGAACUUAUUUCAGUGUUUCUUUUGUUUAAUGUGUGUCUGCGGUGGUUUAUAAAAUUUCAGCCAAGUCAACAGCACUUCUUUUACUGUUGAUGUGUAAGAACUUCUGUAAAAACUUUACUUUUAUAGAAUAAACCAAACAUAUUUUUGUGUGACCUUGAA